UAGUAAUAAUGUGUAAGUCACAGUUUCUCACAUCAAUGCGUGCGUGUAAAGAUCUUCUUCCUUUUCUGUAUAAACCCAACAACGUUCAUCAAUCUUCAUUCAUUUCGAUUCCAAUUUUUCAGUUAACACAAGGUUUGUGUUGUGAAAUUGUGAGAAAUUUGCAAGGUGUAUUGUGAUAUCUCUAUCACAUGGAGCAGCUUCCUGUUGAAGUGAUUGGGAACAUACUGUCCCAUCUCAAGGCUGCAAGAGAUGUGGUUAUAGCCUCAGCAACAUGCAAGAAAUGGAGAUUUGCAUGCUGCAAACAUUUACAUACACUCUCUUUUAGCAGCAAUGAUUGGCCGGUUUAUCGUGACUUGACGACUACCCGUCUCGAGAUUUUGAUCACGCAGACGAUAUUGCAGAUAUCGGGGUUGCAGUCGCUUUCGAUUUUGAUGGAGGACGUCGAUGAGUUCUCGGCUUCCGCUGUUAUUGCUUGGCUUAUGUACACCAGGGAGAGUUUGAGGCAGUUGUUUUAUAAUGUGAAGACUAUGCCGAAUGUUAAUAUUCUGGAAAUUUGCGGUAGGCAUAAGCUGGAAAUACUUGAUUUGUCGCAUAAUUCGAUUGUUGGGGUUGAGCCGAAUUAUCAGAGGUUUCCUUGUUUGAAGUCGCUUUCGUUGAGUUAUGUUACGAUAUCGGCGUUGGAUUUGAAUCUUUUGGUGUCGGCUUGUCCGAGGAUUGAGGCUUUGGAGCUUGUGAAUCCGGAGAUUGCGAUGUCGGAUGGGCAAGUGACGGUUGAGUUGAGUAGCUCGACGCUGAAGAGUGUUUAUGUUGAAGCGAUCAGUUUGGAUAAGUUUGUGUUGGAGGCGGAUGGGAUUGAGUGUUUGUAUUUGAAAGAUUGUGCUCUCGAGGAUUUUGAACUCAUUGGAAAGGGGACGUUGAAGAAUUUUAGGAUUGACGAUGUUAGUGUUAUACAUCUUGAUAUCGGUGAGAUUGUUGAUAAUCUUGAGAGUGUGGAUAUCAGCAACUUCACGAUUAUAUGGCCGAAAUUUUACCAGAUGAUAUCGAGGUCGUCGAAUUUAAAGCGGCUUAGGCUUUGGGAUGUGAUGUUUGAUGAUGAGGACGAGGUUGUGGAUUUGGAAACAAUUGCCACUUGCUUUCCGCACCUGAGUCAUUUAUCUCUGAGUUACGAUGUGAGAGACGGAGUGCUUCACUACGGUUUACUAGGCUCUUCUCAUCUGGAGAAUGUUGUUGUCUUGGAGCUAGGGUGGACUGUGAUUAACGAUCUUUUCUCACAGUGGGUUGAGGGGCUGCUUAAGCUUUGCCCUAUUCUCAAGAAGCUAGUUAUUCAUGGUAUUGUUUCCGAGGCGAAGACCGAUGAAGAAUGCAAGAUGUUAGCGAAUUUCACGACCUCCAUGAUUGAGCUGAUGAGGAGAUACACAGAUGUAGAUCCACAUUUUAAAUUUGAAUAGGAUUCUUGUUUUAAGUCUGAUUAUGUUGGCGAAUUUGCAGGUAACUUGCAUAUAUCAAGAGUUUAUGCGCAACUUUACUCUCUUAUUGGUAUGAAUCCCUAUUCAAAAUCAGGAAUUUGAUCACUUUGUUUGCAAAGGAAAAGUUAUUAAACAUUAACUAGUUUCAACAUUGUCAGAUAUUGUAAUGGAUUUGAGUAGUUACAUAUUACAAUGACUGGUGGCAUUUAUGAGGCCUUCAAAGUUAUACCAUUAGGAAUAUUUUGCUCAGAAGUUUCAUAUAGUGCAGAUUCUAACCAUGGCUAUGAUCAUGGAUGUGAUUACGGUGCAAACUUUAAUAUUUCGUAAAAAUAGGAGCAAAUGCGGCCGUAAUAGUUACAACUGCAACUAUAGUUGAAUCUGCAAUUUAUAACUUUGUUUAUCCUUUCUA
Molecule: messenger RNA, 1875 nt
Organism: Vicia villosa (hairy vetch)
Lineage: Eukaryota; Viridiplantae; Streptophyta; Magnoliopsida; Fabales; Fabaceae
Product: F-box/LRR-repeat protein At1g67190-like
Exons: 2
Coding region: 189-1448 (419 amino acids)
Molecular function (GO): protein binding
Source: RefSeq, a predicted model, not a curated record